Molecule: messenger RNA, 690 nt
Organism: Brassica napus (rape)
Lineage: Eukaryota; Viridiplantae; Streptophyta; Magnoliopsida; Brassicales; Brassicaceae
Product: 60S acidic ribosomal protein P2-2
Exons: 3
Coding region: 119-490 (123 amino acids)
Biological process (GO): cytoplasmic translational elongation
Cellular component (GO): ribosome; cytosolic large ribosomal subunit
Molecular function (GO): structural constituent of ribosome
Source: RefSeq, a predicted model, not a curated record
AGAAACACAGUAAAACCCUAACCCUAUAUAAAUCAAAUACCUUCCCUUCACUUGUUCGUCGCCGUCUUCACAAAAAAAUAUUAGCUUUCCGCCUCCAUCGAGAUCUCCACCAACUAAAAUGAAGGUUGUCGCCGCCUACUUGCUCGCCGCUUUGAGCGGAAAAGCUUCCCCAGCCAGUGCCGAUAUCAAACAAAUACUCGGAUCUGUUGGUUGUGAAUCUGAAGACUCUCAGAUUGAGCUUUUGUUGAAGGAAGUCAGUGGUAAAGACUUGUGUGACCUGAUUGCUACUGGAAGGGAGAAGUUGGCUUCCGUUCCAAGCGGUGGUGGUGGUGUUGCCAUGGCCUCUGCUCCUUCUGCCGGCGGUGGUGGUGGUGGUUCUCCUGCGGCUGAGGCCAAGAAGGAAGAGAAGAAAGAAGAGAAGGAAGAAUCCGAUGAUGUAAGUUUCACUUUGUCUCUAGCAAAACUUAAAAACAUUUUCUUAGUGAAAUAAUGAUGGCUCACUUUGUGUUUUUUUUUGUGUGUGUUGAUUUGCAGGACAUGGGUUUCAGUCUAUUCGAGUAAGGCAGUAAUGCUUGUUGGCUUAUGUUUUUGUAAUCCUUUUCCAUUUUAUGUUGUUGUUUCUUAGUUUGUACUGGAUGGGUUAUCUUUUUGACAUUUCUGCAUUUCUCUUGAGAUUUUUAGUUAAAUUCA